This is a messenger RNA of Mesocestoides corti, 855 nucleotides long. The record is from the annotation of a GenBank genome assembly. NCBI's taxonomy places the organism in Eukaryota, Metazoa, Platyhelminthes, Cestoda, Cyclophyllidea, Mesocestoididae.
AUGGCCGAAAAGAUUACUACCCUCGCUUACAACAGCGGAGUGAAUUUCUUUGACACUGCUGAGUUCUAUUCUGAGGGUCAGGCUGAAAGAACGCUCGGAAAGAUCUUGAAAAGUAAGGGCUGGAGUUCACCGACGGAGCGCACCUUAUCGCGAAAGCGGAUUAUUGAAGGUCUCAUGGGUUCUCUUGAGCGUCUGCAACUGCAUUACGUGGACAUAGUCUUAGUGAGUAGGGAUCCUGAAAGAAUUUGUACGAUAGAGGAAAUUGUACGAGCCUGUUCAUUCGUCGUGCACCAGGGAUGGGCAUUUUACUGGGGAACCUCAGAUUGGACGCCAGAAGACAUUAAAGAAGCAUAUACCGUGGCACGACUAUUUCAUCUCACACCUCCUUCAUUGGAAUCCUUGGAGUUCAACCUCUUCCAGCGAGAAUUUCAUGAAUUCGGAAUGUCAGAACUCUGCUCAAAACUGGGUAUGGGUCUUAUCUCUGGAGUUCCGUUGGCUCAAGGCAUUCUCUCCGGAAAAUACGGCGACAAAAUACCUCGUUACUCCCGAGCCUCGUUACAGAGUCAGGUGGGACUUCGGAAGCAGAUCCUUAGCAAAGAGGGUCAGGAACAGCUGAUGCAGGUAUCGCAGCUAUCGAAGUUGGCGAACCGACUUGGAAUAUCGCUGCCACAAUUAUCCAUUGCUUGGUGCUUGAAAUCAAACCACAUAAACUGUGUUAUACUGGGAGCAGCCACCGUCGACCAGCUGCAGGAAAACCUUGGAGCGAUCUCGGCGGUGUCAGCUCUCUCUAACGCAGUUCUCGGGGAAAUUGAGAACAUACUUGUCAGCGACCACCAAUCGGAAGACUUCCUCUGA